CUUCGCACCGCCGCUUCGACGGUCGUCGCUACUGUUCCCACCACAACAAAACGAUAAAUUAAAAGAAAAAAGGAAAAGGAUCAGCUUGGUCACCGUCCUCCAUCCGUCCGUCUUCUUCACUGUACUCUAUCUGUCUCUCUGCACAAGAUCAGAGCUUUCUCUGUCCAAGGACCAUGGCGGCCGCUGACAGCGACCCCGACAAACCUGUCUCCUUACACGACGACUCUUCCUCGUCGUCUCACCCUCUUCUCUCGAAACCCUCUUCAUCGGCAAUCGAUUCCCCAGGUCGACCUGAUCUGGAACCCGACCCUACCCAGUUCCUUCAGAUCUCCUACAAUUUCGGCCCCAGACCUUUCAAGGACAUUCCCUUUCUAGUUCUCUUCGACCUUCUCGUCCUUUCCACCUUUGGUUUCGGUAUCUUCUCCAUUUUCCACAGGAAUACCGAGUACGGUAACGUAUCCUCGUACACAUAUGAUUUCAGCUCUACAUCCUGCGUAAAAAAUUCCACCUUGACGGCUUCCUUUGACGGGUUCUGGGUUUCGAGUAUCCAGUCGGGUCGAAACUCUUCCUCGGAUGCGGACUUCGAGAAGGAUUUAAUCUGGACCCUUGCUGUGACUCUGAUUUUGAGCGUGCCCUUUUGUUUUCUGGUGCUGCUUUUGCUUAAGCACUACACUAAGCAGAUAGUGUAUGCUUGUUUACCGUUCUUUGUUGUAUUACCAAUCUUUUUCAAUGUCUACUGGUUCGUCGCUUGUACUGUUAGCUCUUCUUGCAGCGAUGCGCUUCCUCUAGGCUACAGAAUUAUCGUUCUCGUGUUUAUUUUCUUAAUCAUCGGGAUCAUCGUCUGGAUUUUCAUAGCGAAUUGGCACAGAAUUGAGCUGACCAUCCAAAUAAUAGGGGUUGCUUCUGAUGCCCUGUCCAAGAACCUGGGUCUCUUUCUCGUGUUGCCGUUGUUGACUCUCGGGUUGGCUGUGUACUAUGCGCCCAUCGUCGUGUUCAUGGUGUUUGCGAGGUUCAACGGGAAAGUUGUGCCAAAGGAAUCAAACGGUGAAUAUUACUGUGUUUGGAAGGAAGACGGUUGGGUUGCAGCAUAUUACGCCCUGGCCAUUAUUACUAUGCUUUGGUCUCUGGCUGUGAUGGUGGAAAUUCAGGUUUAUGUGAUAAGUGGAACAAUUGCUCAGUGGUACUUCUCCAAGGAGGACUCAACCCCUAAAAAAUGCAUCCGUAGCUCUUUGAGGAAUGUGUUUGGUCCGUCCUUUGGCACAGUAUGUCUAUCGGGGCUUCUCAUAUGUAUAGUUCGGGUGGUUAGAGCCAUUGCAGACAAUGCGAGGCAAGAGAAUCCGCAAGGAAUAGUCAACACGGUUCUCCAAUGCUGUGCAAAUGCCUUGGUUGCAGCUGUGGAUUAUCUCAACAAGUUCACCGUCAACUUUGCUGCAAUAACGGGCGGAGCCUACUGCACAUCAGCGAAAAUGACUUACGAACUUCUGAGACGCAAUCUCCUUUCUGCUGUCUUUGUGGAGACCGUUUCUACGCGUUUGCUGGCUGGAAUCAUCUUCGUUCUUUCGUCCGUUUAUGCAGUCGCUACAUGGGGGAUCCUGAAGGGAGUGAGCGAUCUUGGCGUUGAUUCAUACAUAGUGGCUGUCCUGGCGUGGGUCUUACUGAUUGUGAUUCUGGGUUUCUUCGUGCACGUCCUGGAUAACGUUAUAGACACAAUUUACGUGUGUUACGCCAUUGACCGCGACAAAGGUGACGUCUGUAAGCAGGAAGUUCACGAGGUUUAUGUUCAUUUGCCCAUCAGCCGAAGCGCCAGCUCCGGUUUUGUCCCUCAACCAUCUCUCAACGUGUAGUUUAGGAAAUAGAGUCAUCAGUCUCUCCACUUGUUGUAUCCUCUUCCAUUCUGCCUUUCUUUUUUUGGUCGCUUUGCCAUUCGUUGCUUGUCUCUGUAAAUUCCUUAUGCCCCCCUGAAUCUGGAGAUGACUCUUUGUAGAGAUAUGGGGUUUCACCUUUAAUAAAACUGUGAAAAAUCAAAGCUUUUUCUGGAGAAGAA
Tarenaya hassleriana is the source of this 2044-nucleotide messenger RNA. RefSeq names its product CTL-like protein DDB_G0288717. Gene Ontology annotation, cellular component: membrane. Gene Ontology annotation, molecular function: transmembrane transporter activity. The coding region runs from base 174 to 1844 and encodes 556 amino acids. Gene Ontology annotation, biological process: transmembrane transport. Lineage: Eukaryota; Viridiplantae; Streptophyta; Magnoliopsida; Brassicales; Cleomaceae. The transcript is spliced from 3 exons. The record is from RefSeq and is a predicted model, not a curated record.